CGUUUCAGGAUGAACCAUUUCGCUUUUCUCCUGCUGGCGGCGGCGACGGUGGCGUUGGCGAGCGCCGCCCCCGAGGCUCUCUCCAGGCUCAAGAGACAGGACGAGACACCUGGCGGAGAUAUGAGCGAGAUGCCACCUUCUGGAGGAGACGGAAUGAGCAGCGAAGAGGACGAGGCAGAAGGGCGGGAGAUACCGUCGGAGGGCGACUGGGUCCUCAUGAUGCAGCCUUGGGGUAUGCUGGGCAAGACGCCGCCCCCGGGUGAGGAAAUGCCCGAGGACUGGAUUGACGCCAUGGUCCAACUGUUGCUCAUGGACGGAGGGAUGGGCUCCGGAGGUCACCCCGGGUAUGGGGGUCAACGCCGCAAUCCCAUGGUGCCCGAAGUCGCCUAUAACUUCUUCACGCUCACGAAUAACACCAUCAACAUCAUGGUUCCGGGAAUGGUGGUCUGAAGCUUUUCUUUUUUUUCCUUCUGCCGAUUCAGCGUUUUGAGGUUGACGGAUUUUUUCGAACGGAUGCUCAGUGGCUGUUUACGCUUUUUUCAAGUUAUUUUUCCCAUGGUUGAUAAUUUUUAAAAGUUAUUUCUUUCUCGAUCAUUGUGUGUGUGUUUUUAAGUAUUGUUUUUAGGUCAUUUUUGUCUGUUUUCAAGCAAUUUCUUUCUUGAUCAGUAUCUUAUUUUUUGUUAUUUCAAGUCAUUUUCUUCUUUUAUGGCCAAUAGUUCUUUUGUUUUCUUCAAGCAGAUUCCUCGUGUUAUGGCAAAACAGUAUUUUUACCUUUAGAAGACAUUUUUCUGCAUGGCCAGUUAUUGCUAUUGUUAUUCCUUUCAAACUGAAUGUUGCAUAUAAAUGUCCAGAAGGCUCUUUUGUCUCCUUUUUAAUUUACAUGGUUAUACUUCGACCCCAUGUAUUGUAGACGGACCGGCGCCAGUAAGCACAAAUAAAGCAUAUUAUCUAUGUAA
Molecule: messenger RNA, 956 nt
Organism: Penaeus chinensis
Lineage: Eukaryota; Metazoa; Arthropoda; Malacostraca; Decapoda; Penaeidae
Exons: 2
Coding region: 10-450 (146 amino acids)
Source: RefSeq, a predicted model, not a curated record